Messenger RNA from Alternaria atra, 249 nucleotides. RefSeq lists its product as uncharacterized. The transcript has 3 exons. The record is from RefSeq and is a predicted model, not a curated record. NCBI's taxonomy places the organism in Eukaryota, Fungi, Ascomycota, Dothideomycetes, Pleosporales, Pleosporaceae. The coding region runs from base 1 to 249 and encodes 82 amino acids.
AUGGGUCAAGGUCAGUCUCAACAGCAAGCGGCGCAGCAACCUCCAGAGCCGCAACUUAGUGAAGAAGAGCGCGCACAACUGCAGGUCGAGAUGCGCGCAAAGCAACAGGCGGCUCUCGACAAGCGUUUCGCCAGCCAGCCAAGGUCAAGGAAGCCCUCACCCACAGGCGCGCAAGCGAAGAGGAAGCCAACCGCACUCGAGGAAAGUUUAGAAACUGGAACUGAGGAAUGGUGCGAUGGAAAGUUGUGA